AUGUCUUCAUGGAUAUGUUAUACAACUUCAAGAAACAAGGAAGAAAUCUCUAUUGUUUGGGAAGUAAAAGAACAUGACAAUGGACUAAAACGUAAACAACAUUUCACACAAAAAAAUAAUAUACUGUCUUCCUUUCUCUCUCUCUCUCUCUCUCUCUCUCUCUCUCUCUCUCUAUCUAUCUAUCUAUUUAUCUCUCUCUUUCACAACAGUUCCUUCGGUUUCAAUAAAAUCAGUAGAUGGACUUUCUUUCUUUUUCGAUUCAUUCUUUUUUCUUUCUUUCAUUUUCAAUUUCUUUUUUUUUUUUUCUUACAUUUUUCUCUUCUUUUCUUUCUUUCUUUUUUUCUUUCUUACAUUUUUUCUUUUCUUUUCUUUCUUUCUUUCUUUUUUCUUUCUUACAUUUUUCUUUUUUUUCUUUCUUUCAUUUUCGAUUUCUUUCUUUUUUCCUUUCUUACAUUCUUCUUUUCUUUUCAUUUUUUCUUUUUUCUUUCUCUCUUCCGAUUUCUAUCUUUGUCUUUCUUUCUCUAA
Molecule: messenger RNA, 525 nt
Organism: Acanthosepion pharaonis
Lineage: Eukaryota; Metazoa; Mollusca; Cephalopoda; Sepiida; Sepiidae
Source: the annotation of a GenBank genome assembly